Molecule: messenger RNA, 1875 nt
Organism: Drosophila navojoa
Lineage: Eukaryota; Metazoa; Arthropoda; Insecta; Diptera; Drosophilidae
Source: RefSeq, a predicted model, not a curated record
AUGCCUAAAAAGGUAAUCAUUGAUCAAGCAAAGAUUGAUUUUAAGGAGAUUGCAGAACUGCUUCAAGUACAUUCUUCAAAAUAUGUGGAAAUCAAUGGAAUAAUAAACGGACGACAUGCUGUUGGGACUCUGGCCCCACUAUUGAAAGCAUUUGCCUACAAGCAAUCGACGGCUCUUCAAGAGGUAUGCAUUGAAAUGGAUCCCGUAUGUCAUUACGAAGUGCUCCUAAUUAGCCAAAUGAAAACAUUAAAAAAUGUAGAGUGUCAAUUCAUGGAUCCUCGAAGCAUAAAGCUCUUGGCUAGUCUGCCUCUUCUUCGGGAAUUGCGCAUCAAGUCGGUGAGUGAUUUGAAUGACGUUAGGGAAGGCGUUUUGAGUGUUCUGUUGGGGUGCGGAAAUGAAGUGUCUGUUAUUCGAGAGUACCGUGAGAUUACGUACAUCAAGGAUAUUCAGAAACUUAAACUUGUAAACACCUCCUACGAAGACACGGACUACAACGCUGGGGACUAUGCGCUGCUGGCUGGGCUGCCUCCUCUGAAUACUCUAUAUAUAGAGGGAAUGCACAUGGUUGGCUCAUUUGCAGGUUUAUUCCAGGCACUUGCAGAAGUCGAGAAUUCAGCUCUUCAGGAAAUUCAGAUUGUGCAGAGCAACAUUAGCUAUUCGUUUCCAAAGCCCAUGAUCAACAUAGAUGAAGCCAAUGCGAUUGCGAAAAUAUUGACGCUGAAAAAACUAAAAUGUGGAUUCAUUGAUGACAAUAGCAUUGAGGUCCUGGCGAAGCUAACAGCGCUUGAGGAGCUUUUUAUAACAACUCAUAAGCAGGGCUCCCUUACACCGUUCUUCAAGGCUCUAUCUCUGCGAAAGUCGUCAAAUCUCCGAUGUUUGAUCAUAGAGGAGUAUCAACUUACUGGUGAAGAAACAGCUCAAGUCUCAAAUGUUAAAUCAUUGAAGAGAUUGGAAUGUGGAUUUGAUGGGCAUAAUAUUGAAUCGCUGGCUCAGAUGAAUGAACUGGAAGAACUUGUUAUAACAUCAAUAGAAAAAGAAAUAUUAGCGCAAUUAAUUGAAAUAUUGGCUGCUGCAGGUCCACGCACGCUUCGCCUCCUGAAUAUAAUAUCCACACCCAUUGACCUUAGCGACUCCCAGUUUCUUGUUGAAAUUAAAAAUUUGGACAGUUUACAGUGUACCUUCACUCACAAUGAGAGCGUUGAGCUUCUGCGUGAGCUGAAGUACCUUCGUGAUCUGUCCUUGCACUUAAUGCACCACAAGUCGGACAACGAUAGCAUUAAGUGCAUUGCACAGUUCAACAGCUUAACUGCUCUUGAAGUCGUAUCAACAGAGGUUGGAUCCCUAACGGGCCUCCUCAAGGCGAUGUCGCUAAGGUCAAACCAGAUAUUACAGAGUCUGGAUAUUACAAAAAGUGAGGUGAGCCCUGAAGAGAUUCUGGAAAUAAGCAAAAUAAAUUCACUCCGCAGACUAAAGUGUGGAUUGGCUAAAGAGGAAAGCCUGCAAAGCUUAAUAUAUUUGAAAGACCUGGAAGUGCUCGAGAUCACUACGUACCAUGACUAUUAUGAUAUUUCCCAACCUCUUUUACGGAUUUUAGAGGCGUGCUCCAAAAUGAAAACCAUCCACUUUUAUUUCGGCACACGAUUUGCAUGUGUGGAGUUUAUAAGUGCAGCCUUGAAGAUCCUUAAAGAGGUCCGGGACCCCAUUGCACAAGGUCCGUUAGAGUUUCGUGUUCCAUAUUACUCCGGCCUAACACCGGAAAUGUGCAUUAAUGGGCAUUUAGUAGUCCAUCAUGCAGAUUCUAUCUUCGUUCUGCGAAAGGAUUGCCAAAGCAUGUUUGAGUUCACUGUGAGCAGUUCUCCGCAUUUUGGCAUUUAA